AUGACGGCGGCCAUCCUGGCACAUUGUCUCCGAUUCUCCCUCUGGCAUGGCUCGCGUGAAAAAUCUGGCAGGACCUGCCCACCAGAAUGGAACGAGAAUACGUUUAUGAUUUCUCACAAGUCAAACAAUGAGAGAAGGAAACUGGGUACAAAACUCCAGGCCGAAGAAUGCAAGUCCAGCCAAUUGGAACUCAUCAGGCGGCUCCAGCAGACCUGCCGACACGAGAACGACAACCUGCUCAAGUUUGAGAUGGAUCACGACUACAACCAGACCUGCAGUGCCCUGUACAUGGUUUAUAAGUGUAUCGCAUCAAAUAUCUUUGACUGCAAUGAUGCCGCUAUGAAAAACUUUGAGCAUUACUAUCAUUCUCCCACCAGUUGUUCCUUCACUGCCGAUCAGACCUUGUUAUUACAAGACAUUAAGAUUAAGAGCGAGCAGGCAGCUAAAGCAAAAGAAAAAAAUGAGAUAACCAUCCCUCCAGUAGAAGGCACAACCAGUUCUUUAGACCACACAGAAAUUGUUAGAACUUCAACUCUUGCAAGAAACAAUAGUUUUUCUAGCAAGGAGGAACACAAGGGACAGAAUUCACACAAUGGUGCUAGUAAUAUUUGUACGCACGUUUCAACUUCUCUGUUGCUGGCGCUAGUUUUAAUAUUAACAUGA
Physella acuta is the source of this 663-nucleotide messenger RNA. RefSeq lists its product as uncharacterized. NCBI's taxonomy places the organism in Eukaryota, Metazoa, Mollusca, Gastropoda, Physidae. The record is from RefSeq and is a predicted model, not a curated record.